Pleuronectes platessa (European plaice) is the source of this 3021-nucleotide messenger RNA. RefSeq names its product VPS53 subunit of GARP complex (gene vps53). The coding region runs from base 52 to 2529 and encodes 825 amino acids. NCBI's taxonomy places the organism in Eukaryota, Metazoa, Chordata, Actinopteri, Pleuronectiformes, Pleuronectidae. Gene Ontology annotation, biological process: retrograde transport, endosome to Golgi. The record is from RefSeq and is a predicted model, not a curated record. The transcript is spliced from 22 exons. Gene Ontology annotation, cellular component: GARP complex.
UGCACCAGGAAGUCUCUCGCCGGGGACGUCUUAUGCAGCUUUGUUGUGACGAUGAUGGAGGAGGAAGAAUUUGAGUUGGCGGAGGAUUUGGAGUCGAUUCUGCAUCUCACCCCGGAGGUGCAGCUCGCCAUUGAGCAGGUUUUUCCCAGUCAGGACCCUCUGGACAGAGCAGACUUCAAUGCUGUGGAGUACAUCAACACACUGUUCCCCACUGAGCAGUCCCUGGCCAACAUUGAUGAUGUGGUUAACAAGAUUCGUCUCAAGAUUCGGCGUCUGGACGACAACAUCCGAACGGUGGUGAGAGGACAGACCAACGUUGGCCAGGAUGGCAGACAGGCUUUGGAGGAGGCCCAGAUUGCCAUCCAACAAUUGUUUGGCAAAAUCAAAGACAUCAAGGACAAGGCAGAGAAGUCUGAACAAAUGGUUAAGGAGAUUACGAGGGACAUAAAGCAGUUGGACCAUGCCAAGCGCCACCUAACUACAUCCAUCACCACCCUCAACCACCUGCACAUGUUGGCGGGGGGUGUGGACUCUUUAGAAGCCAUGACCAGAAAGAGGCAGUAUGGUGAAGUUGCCAACUUGCUGCAGGGAGUGGUCAAUGUGCUGGAACAUUUCCACAAGUACAUGGGCAUUACCCAGAUCAGACAGCUUUCUGAGAGAGUGAAAGCAGCACAGAGUGAGUUGGGGACUCAGAUCCUGGCAGAUUUUGAAGAAGCCUUCCCCUCUCAGGGCUCCAAGAGAACAGGUGGUCCAAGUAACGUGCUGAGAGAUGCCUGCCUGGUGGCCAACGUGCUGGACCCGCGCAUCAAACAAGAGAUCAUCAAAAAGUUCAUCAGGCAGCACCUCUCAGAGUACCUGGUGCUCUUCCAGGAAAACCAAGAUGUUGCUUGGCUGGACAAGAUCGAUCGCCGCUACGCCUGGAUCAAACGGCAGCUGGUGGACUAUGAGGAGAAAUAUGGACGCAUGUUUCCUGAAGAAUGGUGCAUGACUGAGAGGAUUGCUGUGGAGUUCUGUCACAUCACCAGGGUGGAGCUAGCCAAAGUGAUGCGAACCCGAGCAAAGGAGAUUGAGGUGAAACUGCUUCUUUUUGCCAUUCAGAGAACCACCAACUUCGAGGGUUUGCUGGCCAAACGCUUCACAGGAUCCACCUUGACUGACGUACCUGGAAAAAAGAGAUCAGAAAGCCCUCUCGAACCUACCAACCCCUUCCUGGAGGAGGAGCCAGGUGAGGAUGUGGAUCUAGCCAAGCCCAGGAAGCCCAAAGCUCCUGACAACCCUUUCCACGGCAUUGUCUCCAAGUGUUUCGAACCUCAUCUAUAUGUCUACAUAGAGUCCCAGGACAAGAACCUAGGCGAGCUGAUCGACCGGUUUGUGGCCGACUUCCGAGCACAAGGCCCACCCAAGGUGGGCACGGAGGAAGGCGGAGCGGUCCUGCCCAGCUGUGCUGACCUCUUUGUCUAUUACAAGAAGUGCAUGGUGCAGUGCUCACAGCUGAGCACCGGAGAACCAAUGAUCGCCCUCACAACUAUCUUCCAGAAAUUCCUGAGGGAGUACGCCUGGAAGAUCCUCUCUGGAAACCUUCCAAAGUCCAGCAGUAGCAGUGGGGGUCUCACUAUCAGCAGUCUGCUGAAGGAGAAGGAAUUUUCAGAUGCUUCAAAGUUCACUGUAGAUGAGCUCUGUCUGAUCUGUAGCAUCCUCAGCACUGCAGAGUACUGUUUGGCUACCACACAACAGUUGGAAGAGAAACUAAAGGAAAAGGUAGAUAAAGUCCUGGUGGAGAGAAUUAACUUGACUGGAGAGAUGGAUACAUUCAGCACUGUGAUCUCAAACAGUAUUCAGCUGAUAGUUCAAGAUCUGGACUCUGCCUGUGACCCUGCUCUCACUGCUAUGAGCAAGAUGCCGUGGCAGAGUGUGGAGCAUGUGGGUGACCAGAGUCCUUACGUGACGUCAAUCAUCAUGCACAUUAAACAAAAUGUGCCAAUCAUCAGAGACAAUCUGGCGUCCACCCGCAAAUACUUCACACAGUUCUGCAUCAAGUUCACAAAUUCUUUCAUUCCCAAAUUCAUCAACCACCUGUUUAGAUGUAAGCCUAUCAGCAUGGUGGGAGCUGAGCAACUCCUUCUCGACACCCACUCCCUGAAGACAGUUCUGUUGGAUCUUCCCUCCAUAGGCUCCCAGGUGCUCCGCAAGGCACCUGCCAGCUACACCAAGAUAGUGGUGAAAGGAAUGACCAGAGCAGAGAUGAUACUGAAGGUGGUGAUGGCCCCACAUGAACCACCAGUGGUGUUCGUUGACAACUACAUCAAGCUCCUGGCUGACGGCAACCCAGAGACCUUCCAGAAGAUUCUGGACAUGAAGGGUCUGAAGCGCAGUGAGCAGAGCAGCAUGCUGGAGCUGUUCAGGCAGAGGUUACCCACUCCACCCUCUGGGGCUGACGGAGGCCCCACCCUGUCCUUCAGUGGUGCCACCCCUGAGCAGGAGUCGUCCCGCAUCCGUAAACUGGAGAAACUCAUCAAGAAGAGACUGUGAUCAGACACAUUGAUAGUAAGAGAGGCUGCAGGAUGAGGACUCUUGCCCUCACUCUUCUCACAAACUUUAAUCAUCAUGGAGAAUCAAAGAAAGAGCAAAGAUCGGACUGAAUUUUCUGAAUGACAGUGAUGUGAAACUGAGCUGAUGCUGGAUUAUGAAGAAACUGCUACUUGUUGCUACAUCUGUCAUUUUGCUUCUGUAACUUCCUCUUUCUUCUCAUGACACUAAUGCCUGAGCUUUGUAACAUCCGCACAUUGUCGCACAGACCGAAUGUGGUGCUGUAAACUGGAUUGAGCUCAGAGAGCCGCUGGCUGCCUCUCUGGUACACGUCUAAUCCCUGAUGAUCACCAGCAGGCUGAUCAUAAUUAAAGUUGAUGUUUUCUGAAUAUAAUGUUCUUCAAGGAUAACUAUGGCUUUCCUCAAUCAUUUUUAAUUUGAAGUCUGUGUGUGUGUGCGCAUCACUGCCACCCAUUAAAGUGGACAUGCGUCAUA